This is a messenger RNA of Rhinichthys klamathensis goyatoka, 1818 nucleotides long. RefSeq names its product golgi associated kinase 1B (gene gask1b). The transcript is spliced from 4 exons. The record is from RefSeq and is a predicted model, not a curated record. The coding region runs from base 205 to 1653 and encodes 482 amino acids. Lineage: Eukaryota; Metazoa; Chordata; Actinopteri; Cypriniformes; Leuciscidae. Gene Ontology annotation, cellular component: Golgi apparatus.
GGACAAUUGCUGCAUUCUAGUCAAUUUGGGACUGUUAUCUCAGCUGAUCCGGCAUCGGGACAGUUGUCUUCAUUCAUGCUGUAGCUGCGCGCUGAGGGGAUUUGGAACUCCUGUGUGCCAUCAAUAUGUAAACGAAAAGAACGCAAUUCCAAUGUGGACAAAAUAAUUUUGACUUGGCCUAAUCAUGCGCAGACACUCGUACCAAUGGAUACGACUCGUCCUGGAAAUGUCGGGGACACUAUGAUUUGUUUGUCCGUAUCGUUUUUGAAAGUCUGCAACUGUUGUGGGAGAUAUUCCGCCAUUAAGAAGUAUUUGAUCAUAGCUGUUGUGUGUUUUGUUUAUUUGUUUUUCACCGUUCACGUUAAUCACGCGUCUACUCGCCAAGACCAACGUCCUGAUCCGUGGACUAGCAAUGGCGUUUAUUCACAAAAAACAAGAAAAACCUACCAGGACCCCACUGAAGGGGAAUUGAAUGAGUCCCUGAGUCCGACCAGGUCUAAUGUGGUGUAUAUAACUCUCAAAUCGAAGCGGCACAAACCGGCCAUCAUCAGGGGCACAGUGCGCCCCAAACUCCGGAGAAAGAAAGUUAAAGUGAGAGCGCAGAGUGGCACACAGGGCAAAGCGAAGGACGCGAGCCACGAUACAAACACCGUUGACAAACAACUGGGAUAUUCUGAGCUUGAUGGCAGUAACGGUGAUUAUUCAUCCAUCAGGAUAUACAGUGAAAGAGCUCCUCCAUGGUUCAGCAUUGACGAUAUCACGGCCAUGCGCUUUCUAGCUGAUAGUAAAAUUACGCAUAUUGACGAAGUUGCACCUCCGGGCUUUUCUUCUUUCAUUUUAUUUAAAAGUGCGACAAAUCAGACGGACGAUGCUGAUGCGUGUCGCAAAUGUUGCGGUAUUGUCAGGAGACCCUUGGACAUGAGUGAAGUGUUCGCCUUUCAUCUGGAUAGGAUCUUGGGACUGAACAGAACUUUGCCAGCUGUCAGCAGAAGAUUCCACUCUCUUGGAGAUGGUCAGCCUUGUCCAGUGGUUUUGUGGGAUCCUUCUUUAAGCCCAGCAGUAGAUCAACCCUCUGAGAGACUGAGCUGGGGUUCAUAUCAAACCUCUCUCAAAUACAAGUGCUGGCAUCGGGGCAUCAUACCUAAACCAGAGUGGAGGUGCACCAGCAUCCACCACCAUGAAUGGAGCAAGCUAGUAGUCUUUGAUUUCCUUCUGCAGAUUUAUGAACGACUAGAUAAAAACUGCUGUGGAUUUAAGCCCCGCCCAGAGGACACCUGUGUUGAGCUUGGUCACCAUGAAGAAUGUACAGAUAAGGACAGCAUAGAGCUGACACACAUAGUCCACCGUAGACAUGACCCACACCACCUGGUUUUCUUUUACAACAAGGGCUACUUUGACCGAGAUGAGGAGAAUCUGGACUUCAGGCUACUAGAGGGAAUCAAAGAGCUACCAGAUCAGUCUGUGUCAGUGUUGAGGUCUCAGCGUCUCAGGGAAAAGCUCCUGCAAUCGCUGUUUCUCGACCAGCAGUACUGGGACAGUCAGGGAGGCCGUCAAGGCAUUGAAAAACUCAUUGACGUAAUUGAGAGAAGAGCCAAAGUUUUGCUCACGUACAUCAAUGCCCAUGGGAUACAAGUAGUACCGAUGAACUCUUGACAAACGGAGCCUCAGUUUUCAGUGCGCAAGAUGAACCACCAACCUUUUGGUUUCCAGUAAAUGUCAAUGUUUUUGACAGAUUAGUAUGACAAUGAAGAAUUGUUGAAUUGAGUGAUUCACCUUUUAAGACAAGAUCAUAUUAAAGGAUAUUUUCCCUAAAUGCUC